AUGUUUCAAAAUGUCCGUCCCGUCGCUCACGUGAUCUCCUCUUGCCUCCCUUACCCACGCGAUCACUUCUCCUUCCCCAUAGCCCUCCUGUUCGGCCGUCCAGUCACCCGCCCAUUCUGCCGUCCCGUCGUCCUCCCGUUCCGUUCCGUCGUCGUCGCCCUUCCGUGGCCCAUACCGUCGCCCCUCCCGUUCAUCCAUCCCGUCGCCCAUCCCGUAGCGCAUCCUCUCUCCCAUCCCGUCGUUCCCCUCGUCGCCCUCGCCAACGCCCCGAAACUCCCUCCCGUCGCCCUUCCUCUCUCCCAUCCCGUCGCUCCCCUCGUCGCCCUCGCCAAUGCCCCGAAACUCCCUCCCGUAGCGCAUCCUCUCUCCCAUCCCAUCGCUCCCCUCGUCGCCCUCGCCAACGCCCCGAAACUCCCUCCCGUCGCGCAUCCUCUCUCCCAUCCCGUCGCUCCCCUCGUCGCCCUCGCCAACGCCCCGAAAUUCCCUCCCGUCGCCCUUCCUCUCUCUCAUCCCGUCGCUCCCCACGUCGCCCUCGCCAACGCCCCGAAACUCCCUCCCGUCGCGCAUCCUCUCUCCCAUCCCGUCGCUCCCCUCGUCGCCCUCGCCAACGCCCCGAAACUCCCUCCCGUCGCCCUUCCUCUCUCUCAUACCGUCGCUCCCCUCGUCGCCCUCGCCAACGCCCCGAAACUCCCUCCCGUCGCCCUUCCUCUCUCCCAUCCCGUCGCUCCCCUCGUCGCCCUCGCCAACGCCCCGAAACUCCCUCCCGUCGCUCCCCUCGUCGCCCUCGCCAACGCCCCGAAACUCCCUCCCCUCGCCCUUCCUCUCUCUCCGUCACCCUUGCUCUCUCUCCGUCGCCCUUGCUCUCUCUCCGUCGCCCUUGCUCUCUCUCCGUCGCCCUUGCUCUCUCUCCGUCGCCCUUGCUCUCUCUCCGUCGCCCUUUCUCUCUCCCGUCGCCCGUUCUCUCUCCCGUUGCCCUUUCUCUCUCCCGUUGCCCGUUCUCUCUCCCGUUGCCCUUUCUCUCUCCCGUUGCCAGUUCUCUCUCCCGUUGCCCUUGCUCUCUCCCGUUUCCUAUCCUCUCUCCCCUCCUCUCACGUUGCCCUCGAUGCAGUCGUCACCUUUCCUCUCUCCCCUCCCAUCACCCACCUCGGCGCUUUCGCGUUCGCCCCGAAAUGCCUGCAAGUCGCCCUUCGUUUCUCCCCUCCCAUCUCCCAACACCCUACCAUUCCGCAAUUUUCGCUCAAUCAGCGCUCUCCGUGCGCUCUCGUUUUUUUUCUACCUAUUCCUUUUUAUCUCUAA
Messenger RNA from Closterium sp. Naga37s-1, 1296 nucleotides. NCBI's taxonomy places the organism in Eukaryota, Viridiplantae, Streptophyta, Zygnematophyceae, Desmidiales, Closteriaceae. The record is from the annotation of a GenBank genome assembly.